Neurospora crassa OR74A is the source of this 3311-nucleotide messenger RNA. RefSeq names its product glucoamylase (gene gla-1). The transcript is spliced from 2 exons. Bases 884 to 2875 code for a protein of 663 amino acids. Gene Ontology annotation, biological process: polysaccharide catabolic process. The record is from RefSeq and is a predicted model, not a curated record. Lineage: Eukaryota; Fungi; Ascomycota; Sordariomycetes; Sordariales; Sordariaceae. Gene Ontology annotation, molecular function: glucan 1,4-alpha-glucosidase activity; starch binding. Gene Ontology annotation, cellular component: fungal-type vacuole.
AUUUCCUUCACCAUGAACACACCGACAUGACGGCAGUGACACUGACGCCUGCCCAUCGAUGGCAGCCACCAUUCAUUUCUCGAUGCGACGGUAAACGACGCCCGCGGCGAGAUUAGGUCAUUGCCGAACGGAUUGAAGCUCUCUCCAUCUUGGAUCCAUUCCCGGCCAAUCCCGUCUCGGCCAACCACACUGUCCACUCGCCCAGGUCAGCAGCUCAGGACUCUCUCCUGGUUUGGUACCGCUUAGUGUAGAGCAUACCGCUCUCAGUCCCCAUAGACCAACCAUAACACCGCACGUUCUCUUUCACUCAAGAUGCUUAUCAUGUCCCCUCUUUCUGCUCCAAUGAUUCGGACUGGUCGAAUACCAAUGAGACAAGCGAGAGCGCAGUGCGAGCAAGCGUUCCUGCAGAUAGAGCAGUGGGACUGCCGCGCCACAAAGGAAGAGGAUCGUGACGUGACGUGACCAGUGACCAGAAAGCAGAAGAUCCAAAAGAGUCAAAAGGACCGAGCCUCACCUACAGUAAUGGCCCGGAUGGCACUCAAGACCGUCCUCUCGGCCCUUUCUCCAACUCUUCUCCUUCCAUAAUUCACCUAGGUACAUACACGGCCUACGCUUCCGCCUCAUCCCAUCCCAUCCCAUCCCAUCCCAUCCCAUCGACGACUCUAACCCGCCCGCGAGUGCAACCUCGUCCACGAACGGACACCCCGGCUCUCCUCCGAAGCCCUUGCAAGUGGAAGCUGAGGUUGCCGAACUUAGACGACCAGGGUUCACCAGCCGGACCGCAACUCGAACGUCAGAAUACAGGCCUCAGCCUCCAAAGGGGGUUAACGCCAAGCGAGAGCAAGACAAGAUCGUCGCCCAUCAAUAUCCUGGACAAGACAACAUGGACGCAAUAUAUAACCUCAAGCAAGUCCUCCUCAGCAACCAUGAUUUCACCACCAGCCUGGUCUCCAACGCAACAGACUUCUCGACAAGUCCCUUGACCUACUUCGCCAUGCAUCUCGUCUCUUCGCUCCUCGUCGUGGGCGCCGCCUUCCAGGCCGUGCUCGGUCUGCCGGAUCCUCUGCAUGAAAAGAGGCACAGCGACAUCAUCAAGCGGUCUGUCGACUCGUAUAUCCAGACCGAGACUCCCAUUGCGCAGAAGAACCUUCUGUGCAACAUCGGUGCUUCUGGAUGCAGAGCCUCCGGUGCUGCCUCUGGUGUUGUGGUUGCCUCCCCUUCCAAGUCGAGCCCUGACUACUGGUAUACCUGGACUCGUGAUGCCGCCCUUGUCACCAAGCUUAUUGUCGACGAAUUCACCAACGACUACAACACCACUCUUCAGAACACCAUUCAGGCUUAUGCUGCUGCACAGGCCAAGCUUCAGGGCGUUAGCAACCCGUCCGGUUCCCUCUCCAACGGGGCCGGUCUUGGUGAGCCCAAGUUCAUGGUCGACCUCCAGCAGUUCACCGGUGCCUGGGGCCGCCCCCAGAGGGAUGGCCCUCCCCUUCGCGCCAUUGCCCUCAUCGGCUAUGGCAAGUGGCUCGUCAGCAACGGUUAUGCUGAUACGGCCAAGAGCAUCAUCUGGCCCAUUGUGAAGAACGACCUUGCCUACACUGCCCAGUACUGGAACAACACUGGCUUCGAUCUCUGGGAGGAGGUUAACAGCUCUUCUUUCUUCACCAUCGCCGCCUCCCACCGUGCUCUCGUUGAGGGUUCUGCUUUUGCCAAGUCCGUCGGCAGCUCUUGCAGCGCUUGCGAUGCCAUUGCCCCCCAAAUUCUGUGCUUCCAGCAGAGCUUCUGGUCCAACAGCGGCUACAUCAUCUCCAACUUUGUCAACUACCGCAGCGGCAAGGACAUCAACUCCGUCUUGACUUCCAUCCACAACUUCGACCCCGCUGCCGGUUGCGAUGUCAACACCUUCCAGCCCUGCAGCGACCGGGCUCUUGCCAACCACAAGGUUGUCGUUGACUCCAUGCGCUUCUGGGGUGUCAACUCCGGUCGCACUGCCGGUAAGGCCGCCGCUGUCGGUCGCUACGCUGAGGAUGUCUACUACAACGGUAACCCGUGGUACCUCGCUACUCUCGCCGCCGCCGAGCAGCUCUACGACGCCGUCUACGUCUGGAAGAAGCAGGGUUCUAUCACUGUCACCUCCACCUCCCUCGCCUUCUUCAAGGACCUCGUUCCCUCCGUCAGCACCGGCACCUACUCCAGCUCUUCCUCCACCUACACCGCCAUCAUCAACGCCGUCACCACCUAUGCCGACGGCUUCGUCGACAUCGUUGCCCAGUACACUCCCUCCGACGGCUCCCUGGCCGAGCAGUUCGACAAGGAUUCGGGCGCCCCCCUCAGCGCCACCCACCUGACCUGGUCGUACGCCUCCUUCCUUUCCGCCGCCGCCCGCCGCGCCGGCAUCGUCCCUCCCUCGUGGGGCGCCGCGUCCGCCAACUCUCUGCCCGGUUCCUGCUCCGCCUCCACCGUCGCCGGUUCAUACGCCACCGCGACUGCCACCUCCUUUCCCGCCAACCUCACGCCCGCCAGCACCACCGUCACCCCUCCCACGCAGACCGGCUGCGCCGCCGACCACGAGGUUUUGGUAACUUUCAACGAAAAGGUCACCACCAGCUAUGGUCAGACGGUCAAGGUCGUCGGCAGCAUCGCUGCGCUCGGCAACUGGGCCCCCGCCAGCGGCGUCACCCUGUCGGCCAAACAGUACUCUUCCAGCAACCCGCUCUGGUCCACCACUAUUGCGCUGCCCCAGGGCACCUCGUUCAAGUACAAGUAUGUCGUCGUCAACUCGGAUGGGUCCGUCAAGUGGGAGAACGAUCCUGACCGCAGCUAUGCUGUUGGGACGGACUGCGCCUCUACUGCGACUCUUGAUGAUACGUGGAGGUAAAUCGCUUGCUUCGUACUAGGUAGUAAGUAGUGAUUGGGAAAAGGAAAUGAGAGAACGGGAACGGGAACGGGAACGGGAAUUUGUGAUUACAAAGUGUAAAAUUAAUAGGCCCGGGAUUUUGGUUAGAUGCAUAAGGGGGCAGGGGGGCUAGGAAACGGAAGGUUGCAUAUCAACCGAGGAAGAAUGGGAAGAAAGGGAAGAAAGACAGAAAGAAGGAACAACAGGACUUCAUUCUCUCACAUCGACAUGAGCUACCUGGGCAUCAGCUACCUGGGCAUCUUGAUUUCCUUUUUAGAAGAUUGUUUUGUAUCCUUUUUUCUUCCUCCCUUUUCUUUUCUUGUCCGUCUCUUACACCUACCUAUUUUUAGCCAAAGUCCACACACACACAAACUUUUUGUUAGAUAUUCUCUGUAUCAAAAUUGACAAGUUUCAAUGU